GUACUCAACGGUAUACUCUUAUCAUCAGGUAUACAUAUUUAUGAUCAUGCACCAUUCUCUUCUUAUAGCAAACAACAGCAAGUUUCUGUCUGACUUUGGGAUACGACAUGGUAGCCGUCUGCAAGUGGAUGACUUUCUGCAGGAUUACACACUCCUGGUUAACGUGAUUCACUGUGAGGACUUGGAGAAGGAUGUGGAGUUCGAGGUGGUGGGUGACGCCCCUGACAAAGCCCCAACCCCACCCAGCGUACAAGAGGACAAGAAUGUUGCCAACGGCAACAAAGACUGCAGAACCGUCCACCUCUUCCAAAGCCCCUGCUGAGCAGGACGAUGUUCUGAUAGUUGAUUCGGACGAGGAGGAGCCGUCCUCCAGCACUAUGGAUGUCUGCAUGGAGUCAGGAGGCCACAAGAGGAAGCUCCAUGAUGCUGAUACAGGCAAGGCUUCAGCCAAGCGCCAACGCCUGGAUCAGCUAUACAGCUGGAUCAGCUUUGUGGGCUAUACUCAGCCUUGUCUCAGGAUGGUAAGUUGGUGGUUGAAGAUAUCCCUCUAGUGGUGUAGGGGCUGUGCUUUGGCAAAGUGGGUGGGUUUAUAUCCUUCCUGUUUGGCCCUGUCCAGGGGUGUCCUCGGAUGGGGCCACAGUGUCUCCUGACCCCUCCUGUCUCAGCCUCCAGUAUUUAUGCUGCAGUGGUUUAUGUGUCGGGGGGCUAGGGUCAGUUUGUUAUAUCUGGAGUACUUCUCCUGUCCUAUUCGGUGUCCUGUGUGAAUUUAAGUGUGCUUUCUCUAAUUCUCUCUUUCUUUCUCUCGGAGGACCUGAGCCCUAGGACCAUGCCUCAGGACUGCCUGACAUGAUGACUCCUUGCUGUCCCCAGUCCACCUGGCCGUGCUGCUGCUCCAGUUUCAACUGUUCUGCCUUAUUAUUAUUGGACCAUGCCGGUCAUUUAUGAACAUUUGAACAUCUUGGCCAUGUUGUUAUAAUCUCCACCCGGCACAGCCAGAAGAGGACUGGCCACCCCACAUAGCCUGGUUCCUCUCUAGGUUUCUUCCUAGGUUUUGGCCUUUCUAGGGAGUUUUUCCUAGCCACCGUGCUUCUACACCUGCAUUGCUUGCUGUUUGGGGUUUUAGGCUGGGUUUCUGUACAGCACUUUGAGAUAUCAGCUGAUGUACGAAGGGCUAUAUAAAUACAUUUGAUUUGAUCAGCCUUUGGCUGCCGAUGAGGAAGAUGAUGGCAUCAUUGCACUAGACUAGUAUGUCUCUCCUGGCCCCUCCCCUCUUCAGAAGGAUGAAACGCUGUUCCUCUUACCAAACAUGUGUAAAUAUAACUGUACAAAACUGUUAAGUGUACCAGUUUUUUAAAAUUUUGGUCCAUCAUAGGUGGAUAAAAUACUUUUAGCUUUUUGUAUUUUUUAUAAUAUAUUUGUCAUGUCACAAGUCAGGGUGUGGUUUUUGUAGGGAGACUGAAAGAAACAUUUAAUAGCAAAUGUUUUUUCAGUGUAUUUCAUCCAGUAAACUUACACCUCCAUUGAAGGAAUGUAAAAAAAAGUGAUCAAACCCAAUCAUUUCUUUGAGUCAAGCAUUGACUGAAUUUUCUUUGUAAUUGUUAACCAUUGACCACUUGCAGGGUGAGUUGCUUUGUCACAGCUGGUUAAAAAAGAAAUUGUUCUGGAGUUUGUUACUUUAUUUAUAAAUCUUUCAUGUGGUUUAUAGUUGGAGCCAUCAUAUCCAGGCCUCAACCUCCCUUUGGACCAAAUAGAUAACGACACAAUAAACACUUACACAUCUAA
This is a messenger RNA of Oncorhynchus nerka (sockeye salmon), 1782 nucleotides long. Its product is annotated as SUMO-activating enzyme subunit 2-like. The record is from RefSeq and is a predicted model, not a curated record. The transcript is spliced from 3 exons. The coding region runs from base 41 to 322 and encodes 93 amino acids. NCBI's taxonomy places the organism in Eukaryota, Metazoa, Chordata, Actinopteri, Salmoniformes, Salmonidae.